AUGUCUGAGCCUGCCGCCGUAGAACAGCAACCCCAGCGGGUCGACGAGACUCCAAUUUCACCUAUUAGACCAGAUGCAGCCAGAAAGAACUCGCUCGAGAAUCACCUGAUGCACCGACCUAAUCGUGCGGAGCUCGUAGAAAAACUUACUGAUAAUUAUCACUGGGCAGAGAACAUCCUACCGGCAUCGUCUGCCGCACCAGGCCUUCUCGCACACCAGAAAGAGCUGGAAAGAAGUAUGCUCGAGGACAAACUCAAUGACAAGAUUUCUCACCGCCCGAGUCCAGAAGCCCUGGUUAAAGGCGGUGUCUUGCAUGAAGAUCCACGAACUGCGGACCAACAAUAUGAGGAAGCAAUUGAAGACGAGUACGCGAAGCGUGAGGGUGGCGCUUAA
Metarhizium brunneum ARSEF 3297 is the source of this 393-nucleotide messenger RNA. The record is from RefSeq and is a predicted model, not a curated record. Lineage: Eukaryota; Fungi; Ascomycota; Sordariomycetes; Hypocreales; Clavicipitaceae.